Molecule: messenger RNA, 1467 nt
Organism: Botrytis fragariae
Lineage: Eukaryota; Fungi; Ascomycota; Leotiomycetes; Helotiales; Sclerotiniaceae
Product: putative leucine rich repeat domain protein
Exons: 2
Coding region: 1-1467 (488 amino acids)
Source: RefSeq, a predicted model, not a curated record
AUGUCUCGCUUUUCACUACAAAACAACUCGAACAGGAGGAAAGCAUAUGAAGCUGGAAAAUCCCCAUUAGAGUUACUUCCACCUGAGCUUCUUCAAAAGAUACUUGGAAAUCUAGAAUUAAAAUAUAAUCACAGAGAAGGAGGUUCAAGCAACGAUUCCGGUGACAUCAAUUGCCCCCACCUGGAGAGACCUACUUUAUUUUCAUGUCUUCGUGUAUCAAGAGCCAUUUACAUGAAUGCGCUUUUCAUUACAUAUCGAAGUGUUACAGUCACUCACAUGUCCGCCUUUAACCAUAUACUUGCUCAACUUACCGAAAAUCCCAUCUUGGGUAGAACCAUUCGACGUCUUGAUUUCUCCGAGCUGAAAACUACACGCCCAAUGAGAGAGUUUUCCAAUUACCUUUACGGGAUAGUUUCACUCGCUCCACACCUUCGAGAAUUCCGAAUCCCGAAGGAUACCAACCUAAAUGGUUUCUUAAGCGAGUCCUUACUUCGACUACUUUUUGUUGGGUUACCUCAUUUGAAGACGUUAGACUUAGGUAAUUGCACAUCAUCAACACUGGAUUGCAUACCUAGCAUACUUGAUAGCAUGCCAGCAUCUGUUUCACUUCCGAUCAAAUCAUUAUCCUUGGAGAAUUGUAAAGCUCUACCAGCUUCAUCCUUCGAUUCCCUAUUUUCACGGCUUGGCUCGAUACAGUCGAUGACGUUAUCACACACUCAUAUCACGACAGAGGCUUUACAACUUCUUCCUCCUACGGCUAAAAUAUCACAUUUAGCUCUCAAUCAUUGCCCCUUCCUUGAAGAUGUCUCCUUGAUUGACUUCAUCACCUCACAUCCGUCGGUAAAGGAUACAUUGGAAUACCUCGAUGCCUCUGCUGACCUUACGGUUGGUGAAGAGAUAAACGAAAAGGAUACAGAACGUCUACUGAAAUAUGCACCAAGGACAAUCAAAACUCUCAAGCUAAGAGGAUGGAAGAUGGACUCAGCAUGUGUUGCUCAGUUAAAGGCGUUGAAUCAAACAGUAGAAGAGUUAAGCAUAGGCACCGGCCUCCGCAUGCGCGAUCUCGAAUCUAUAUUUCUAGAUACUGAAGAUAAUGAAUCACGAAACGAAGAAGAGGGAAUCGAUUCAUUAGAGAUCGACUCAAAGUAUACCACUGUCCUCGAGCCAAUGGAACGUGCGAUAGCCAUCACCAAGUUACGACGAAGGAUUUCCAGCACCCCAUUACCUACUUUCACCGGUGCCAAACACAGCUUAAGGUAUCUUGAUAUUAGAGGAAUGACAUUGGCAGAACAAAGCAAGAUCCGAUCUUCAAUCUUGCUCGGCAAGCAAUCAGUGGCACUGAAUGUGAUUGCUGUGAAUGAUAGAUUAAUGGAUAGAGAAGGGACGUUGAAGGAGAUUUGCGCGAGUGUGGGAUGGACGGUAAAGAGAGAUGGAAGAAGAUGCCUCUUGGUUAGACGAAAAGUUUGA